This is a messenger RNA of Camelina sativa (false flax), 608 nucleotides long. NCBI's taxonomy places the organism in Eukaryota, Viridiplantae, Streptophyta, Magnoliopsida, Brassicales, Brassicaceae. The record is from RefSeq and is a predicted model, not a curated record.
CUGAUUAUUCAUGCAUGAUCUUUGUAUUCUACACCCCAACCAUGUUCUCGUUCCGUAUCUUCCUUCUUAUGUUUCUCUUCGCUCUUAUAGCUAUCGUUGGAUGGAUCUACCAGUGGUAUAUUCUCUUAAUUAUCGCUUUAAAACAUCUACAAAAAUUGUUUGCACUUGUACCUUAUAUAUAUGAUACUUUAUAUGUGUAUAGAAUUGAUAUGAGUUUAAUUACUUAUUCUCUCCGAUUAGGGGAACAAGGGUGUGAUUCAUCUCCGACUCCGAGCCGGGAAGAUUUGUACGACGAACAGGCGCGACAAAGUUUGGACAAUGCCGACAAGUUUGGUAGGAUCACUCUCGACUGUGGGACUACUGGUGGAGGCAGUGGUGGAAACAGCGGUUCCGCGAUGAUUAUAGACAUAUCUGUUGGUCUCUUCUUUAUCAUUUUGGUCGCCAUUGGAAUCUGGAUUGUUUUCGUCCGAAGACAAAAGGCCAUGAACGCAGCCGUUGUCAAACCCUAUUCAGGUAAAGAGAUGGGCUAUGGAAUGGGUGAGAAGACGAAAACGGUUGCCAUGAGUGCUCCUGCCGGAAAGCUUUCAAAUGGUGACGCCAAUGUUUGA